Podospora pseudocomata is the source of this 1599-nucleotide messenger RNA. RefSeq lists its product as uncharacterized. Lineage: Eukaryota; Fungi; Ascomycota; Sordariomycetes; Sordariales; Podosporaceae. Gene Ontology annotation, cellular component: nucleus. The transcript has a single exon. Gene Ontology annotation, molecular function: zinc ion binding. The coding region runs from base 1 to 1599 and encodes 532 amino acids. The record is from RefSeq and is a predicted model, not a curated record.
AUGAACGCAACAGUCAAACGCAAGUUCAACGCCCUAGUCCAAGGCAUAGGAAACACCUCCUCCCCUUCCUCCACUCCCACCGACAACACCAACAACAAUCACAACAACCCUGAUUCCCCUCUUUCAACACCUGGCCUGUCACUAUCCCGAACAAUGACAGCAGAAGACAUCCUCUCCAAAAAGCGACGCGUCAACGGCGGGUCAACUCCCACACCCCCAUCCCGAUUCGCGACACCGCAACCCCAGCGCUCGACAAUCCUGAAUUCCAGCCCGGGAAGUUCGAUUCGUUUGAGCAGUAGUAAUAAUGGAGGGCCAACAACGAUAUCAAACGUCAUGCUCAGGAAAUUCAGCCCAGCUCCACGAGGAGGGGCCUCAGCAAAAGGGGACACAACAAGAGAAAAGAAACAACCGCCUAAAUACUGCCCCGCCGACAGAGGGGAGUUACUCAGGAGACUGGCCACGUUUCAGGAGCUGACGGAUUGGACCCCAAAACCGGAGCGGAUAUCAGAGAUUGAGUGGGCGAAGAGGGGGUGGGUUUGUCUCGGCAAGGAGAGGGUGAAGUGUACGCUCUGUGAGAGGGAGGUGACGGUCAAGAUUGGGAGGGGGAGGGACGUCGAAGGGGAGGUGGGGAGGGAGAUGGAGGCGGAGGUUGUGAAGAGGUAUGAGAGCUUGAUGCAGGGGGAUGGGCACGGGGAGGGGUGUUUGUGGAGGGGAACGGGGUGUGACGAUUCGCUGCUGAGGCUGCCGUUGCCGAACUCGAAGUGGGCGUUGACGGCUUUGCGGGAGAGGUAUGAUGAGUUGUGUCAGAGAAAGGACUUUUUGCCGUACGAGUUCAACUUGAGACUGCCGGAGGGGUUGGAUUUGGAGGUGGUGAUUGGAUAUUUACCAAGGACGUUUUUUACGGAACCGGCACCAGCGGCAGAAGGGGAACAGCGGAAAGAGGGGGAGGUGAAUAGGCCGGCGUUGGCGCUGGCGCUGAUGGGCUGGCAGGGGUUGACGAACCCACGGUUGGGUAACGCGCCGAUUCCUAACAGUGCGAGUUGCCAUACUUGUUUGCGGAGGUUGGGGCUGUGGAUGUUCAAGUCGCGGCAGAUCAACCCUGAAACGAACGAGAUAUUGGAGCCGGCACCAAUGGAUCAUUUGGAUCCGGUAAGAGAGCACAGGUUCUUUUGCCCUUGGAAGAACGGGGAGGUGCAACGGAAUCCAGGGGCCAAGUUACUACCAAAAGGAAGCAAGGAGAAGCCAGCUUGGGAAGUGCUUUUGGAGGUCCUGAAGAAUGAGAGUUUUAUCCGAGAAAGGGUGGAGGGAACGGCUGGAGGGCAUCAUGGGAGGAGUAAGAGCAGUGCUGCUGCUGUUGGGACGUCAAAAACACCCGAGAGACCACGGCCGACGACUGCGGGUGGCACACCAAUGGCAGAUGGGGAGGAUAACCGGGAUGUGCAGGAAGAGGAUGAGGAGGCGAGAAAGAAGAAAGACCAGGAUGUCAUGAGCCGGUUGAGGCGGGUGAAAAGCUUGUUUAAUACCAAGGGAGGGAAGUUGUCGAAGAGGCUGGGUAGUAGUAGGCCCGGGACUUCUGGAUCAAUCGCACCUGGGGAGUAA